AAGAGAAGUAAAAUGGGGCGGUGCUUGAAGCCGGAAGAGGAAGUGGCUGAAGUCCGCUGUACGUCUGAGUCUCCCUGUUAGUAAGGAGAUCAGACUGAGUGUAGUGAUAGAGUAUGGAGAAAGUAGUAGUGAGUUAUGGAGAUGCCCUCCUAAGGUCUUCAGAUGUUGUCCUCCUUGAUCCACCCCACUGGCUGAAUGACAACAUCAUUGGAUUUACCUUUGAAUUUCUUGCUUCUUCUUUGCCUCCUUUGCAAGCUCGGCAAGUCUCAUUCCUCAGCCCUGAAGUGAGUCAGUUUAUAAAGUGUUGUGGAAAUGAAGCCCCAGAUUUCCUGGAACCAUUAGACCUGCCCAGCAAAGAACUUGUUCUGAUACCUGUCAAUGAUAAUACAGGCCCUGAGGCUGGAGGAACCCACUGGAGCCUUCUUGCUUAUAUUCAACGUCAGUCUGUCUUUCUGCAUUAUGACUCUGCCCCUGGAACCAAUGCACCACAUGCCAGACUCAUGGCCAAGAACCUGGGUUUACUUUUGGGAGGAAACCAAAAUUACAGAGAAGAAGAUGCCCCUGUCCAACACAACAGCUAUGAUUGUGGCAUGUAUGUGGUGUGUGUGGCAGAAGCACUAAGUGAACAGCAUCUGCAUAGCCAUGAUAGUACAAUCCUGCGCAAUAUCACACCCCAGUUUGUUACUCAAAAGAGAGUAAAGUGGAAAGAAAUUAUAAGAGGACUAAGCUGUAAAUCACUCAGUCGAAAUAUGCAUUGAGUACUAGGUCCUUUCCAGAAACACUGAGAAUUGUGGAAAAGAUUGGGGCAAUACUGUUUUUUUAAUUAUGUGCCAUCUAGGAACAGAAGCCUACCAUCUUAGAUGAGAUCCUCCUCUCAGUGAGUUUUGACAGCAGCUUGAGACUCUCAAGUCCACACAUUUCUAAUAAAAAAAAGUUUGUGAAUUUGGUACUACUCUAGUGUCAUCCUGUAAAUGUAACUUUAUGAAUUCAUGUUUACAAAUAAAAUAUGGGGCAUGGGAAUGUUA
Xenopus laevis (African clawed frog) is the source of this 1025-nucleotide messenger RNA. It is a transcript of the gene senp8.L, whose product is annotated as SUMO peptidase family member, NEDD8 specific L homeolog. The record is from RefSeq and is marked provisional. Gene Ontology annotation, molecular function: cysteine-type peptidase activity; deNEDDylase activity. Gene Ontology annotation, biological process: protein deneddylation; proteolysis. NCBI's taxonomy places the organism in Eukaryota, Metazoa, Chordata, Amphibia, Anura, Pipidae.